Molecule: messenger RNA, 2004 nt
Organism: Vanessa atalanta (red admiral)
Lineage: Eukaryota; Metazoa; Arthropoda; Insecta; Lepidoptera; Nymphalidae
Product: sterol O-acyltransferase 1
Exons: 10
Coding region: 491-1891 (466 amino acids)
Biological process (GO): cholesterol metabolic process
Cellular component (GO): endoplasmic reticulum membrane
Source: RefSeq, a predicted model, not a curated record
UAAAACUUAAUUAAAUGCCCUUUGACAAGUAACAAUCGCGCAAAAACAGGAUUUACACGUUACAAGUACCCACAUAAUUAUAAUAUUAGAUAGAUCAAAGUUUACGAUAGAUAAAGUAUAAAUACUAUUAAACUAAGAUCUGCGAAUCAUAUUCGUACAAACACAGUGUACUCAUUCAGCUAUCAAAAUAAUAGUCAUACGCGAUAAGUGCAAUAAACGAUGUGUUAAUGAAAAAGUUUCUUAAUAACGUCGCUGCAUUGGUUGAUUGUUAUCUAGAGUGAAAGGUUAGUACGAUAACAAACAAAGUUGUGUAUAACUUAUCUAUGUAACAAUACAAGUCCAGACAGUGGUGUCGAAUUAUUGUUUUUUUAAGUUCCUGACAAAUAAAUGAAAUAUAUACCUACGUAUACAUGACAUACAACAAAAAUAUCGGGAGUUACCAAAGUAUGUUUCAGGUUUAAAUUUGUUUUUCAAUAUUUUAGUAUAUAAAAUGAGUUUACGAAGGCCAAGGGCUGACCAAGGCAUACGAAAUGGAAUCGUCACACAAGAAGAAAAAACAAAGAGUCCCGAAUUUAUGCAUCGAGAGUCACCAUUAACAGUUCUCAUUGAACAUUCAUUGCACAUAAGGGCAAUAUAUCACAUAUUCGUUGUCAUUCUACUGGUUCUGCUAUGUAAUACGGUGAUUUACGACCUUGUCGAGCACGGAAAAAUAAACAUCGGUGUGACGUUAGUUUUACAUUUGUUCGGUGACAUGAGACGAUGCGUCAAGCUGUGGUUGUUCGAGCUAAUGGUCGCUCUUGCCGUUUAUCCGGGAUUUAUAAUAUAUUCCUGGGUACGAAAGAUUAUCAGGGAUCACGCAGGAUUAUGCAGAAUCUGGUCCAUAGUAGGAGUAUUAAGCGUGAUCACGCUGGGAACAACACUAUUAGCAGUUCCAGUGUAUGAUUUAGCACAUAAUAAUUUGCCUAUGGCGUCGUCUAGCAUUGUUACCUGUGAAAUGUUUCGUUUUGUUAUGAAAAUUUGUGCUGUUGUUACUGCUUGUAAGAACCGGUUACAAGACGGAAGUACAAAAAUACCCUCAUUUUCACACUAUCUGUACUUCCUAUUCGCACCUACGCUUAUCUACAGAGAUGAGUACCCCAGAACCAAGAAAAUUAUGUGGGAUGUUGUGGUUUUCCACUUUUUGGAAGUAAUUGCUAUAAUAUUUUAUAACUGUUUCCUAUGGGAGCGUUUCAUAUUACCCCAUUGGUCAGAUUAUGGAAAGGAAGCGAAGGUGGAGGCCGGCACUGUUGUACGCGGUAUGUUCGCGUGUGUGUUGCCUGGUGUUAUAUCUUUCCUCUGUGGAUUUUAUUGCUUGCUACAUGCAUGGCAUAAUGCCUUUGCAGAGAUGCUCAAAUUUGGAGACCGUCUUUUUUAUGAAGACUGGUGGACCACUUCACGCUUCUCGUAUUAUUACCGAGCUUGGAAUCGGAUUGUACAUGCAUGGCUCCACCACCACAUACAUCGUCCUCUAGCACCGCGUGUUGGUCGAGCUAUGUCUAUUCUAAUAGUAUUUUUAUUAUCGGCUGUAGUACAUGAAGUGAUAUUGGCUCUUUCUUUCGGUUUCUUUUACCCAGUAAUUUUGAUCGAAUUUGGAGUAUUCGGUCUUUUGAUGCUGCCUUUAACAGCCACUACUGGACUUCGCUUUCCUAACGCAUUGAACCUUCUAAUGUGGUUAUCGUUUUUUAUUGGCAACGGCCUCUUAUGGAGCUUAUACGCCAUGGAACAUUUUUCAAGGAAAAAUUGCCCAAAAUCAGAAUCAGACAGUUUCUUCAUACCAAAGUCAUGGUCUUGCCCAGAAAUUGUAUUAAAACCAAAUUGGACAUUUCAAAAUCCAUUCGACAUAAUUUAUUGAUCGUAGUUUAAGUUUGAAAAUAAAAGAUAUAUAUUUUAUUUUCAAUUAUAGUAAAAUUAUUAUUAAUAAUAUAUGUUGUUUUAUAACAUUUAACUAUUCUUGGAUCUUAUUUA